This is a messenger RNA of Passer domesticus (house sparrow), 5013 nucleotides long. It is a transcript of the gene KRIT1, whose product is annotated as KRIT1 ankyrin repeat containing. Gene Ontology annotation, cellular component: cytoskeleton; plasma membrane. Gene Ontology annotation, biological process: cell redox homeostasis; regulation of establishment of cell polarity; negative regulation of angiogenesis. The record is from RefSeq and is a predicted model, not a curated record. Gene Ontology annotation, molecular function: protein binding. The coding region runs from base 1749 to 3338 and encodes 529 amino acids. NCBI's taxonomy places the organism in Eukaryota, Metazoa, Chordata, Aves, Passeriformes, Passeridae. The transcript is spliced from 13 exons.
AUUUAAAAGAUCAUUUGUCAGUGUAACACAUAAUUUUUAUAGCAUUCUUGUGGUUAAGAAGGAAAUCAUCAUGGUAUUUUCUUCAUGUUUAUCAGAAAUGGAAACGCUGACAAGAUAUUUCUAAAAGUCUUUUAGCAAACUCAAGAAUGGUGUGUUUAUAUAAAUCAAGCAGCUUUUUGGAAGUUCAUGCUCACAGUGAAUGUUUUGUAAAAUCAUAAUGUUUAAUCUUCUGUAAAUAACAUAAUUGUCAUUUGAGUAAGAAUAUUUGCCAGAGUGUAGUAAAAAUAUCCUGUAAUUGUAUACCAUUAAGAUUUGCAUUUAAAUUAAAUCUCCCUGUAGAAAAGGAGUGCAUCUUCCCCAGACACACAAAUUUAUUUGCAGUAGGGAAUUAACUUUCAGAAAGGUGAUUAGUUGUUUAGCCAGAUUUAUAGUAGUUUAAAAUUUGAAUACAUGAAGAGGUUUUUUGGUUUUGGGGUUGUUGUUGUUGUUUUGGUUUUUUUAAUUGUUUUUUUUUUAAUGUAUCCUUAACCUAGAAAUACCAGACACACUUGGGUAUGAACUUAUUUGCAGCAAUAAAGUUAGCUGAAAUUUUGGGCUAAUGUAAAAAAUCAUGCUACAGGCUAUUGCCUAAAAGGUUCUGUGUGUAGGGUUUUUACAGUUUAUUAGUAGAGUUGUAGUAUUCCAUGUAUACCACCAUGCCAGUUAAAUUUAUUUGCUGCUCGCUGAAUGCCUUCAGGCUCUAAGUUCUACUUAGAAGUGUUUCAUGCCUCACAAGAAGCCUUGGAGGUAUAAUAGAAAAUAGUUUAUAUUUUUUAUUCUCUAUACACAUAAUCUGAAACAAUACUUCUCAAAGAUUCAAACUGCCAUAACUAAUUUAUUUACCAAAUAUUUAGAGAAAAUGCCUGAAAAUACCUUAGAGAGUGUUUAUAGCACAAUGGCUAUAAUUUUGCUGUUCUUUCUGCCAGGACCAUGAGUAAGUGAAGAGAAUGCUGCUUUUGCAGGGCAUUAUAGCUUGGAUUUAGGACUUAAAAAUAGGCCUAAGCAUAUGCAUGGAACUGCAGGUUACCUUCUGCCAUCCUUCCAUAUGCUUCUGGGACAGACAAGAUCCAAGUGGUCUGUCAGUAGAUGUCCAAAGCAUGUGCUUACUUCUCUUUCUUCUAUUUCCAGGCUCAAUCACUAAACAGAAUUUAUUAUAUUCUAGCAAAGCACAUUAUUACCUCACGCUUGUGAGAAAGCAUGUGCAGAAACCUAAAUACAAACCUGCCUUUAGACCUUCAAUGCACCACUUAAUAUAACACUAAAACAAUUUAAUAAUUCAGUAUAAAUAUAUUUAUCCAAAACUUGAGACGAACAACUUGUCCUGAGCCCUGUGUUAUAUUGCAUAUGUUGUAGGAAAAAUGCAGCAGGUGUACAGUACUGACUUCCCCUUGUAGCACAGAAUAAAAGACUCUAAAACUCCUCAGGACUGUCAGUAGGAGUGCACUGAGAAGAGAAUAAACUUCAGCAGAGCUUUAUAAAAAGGCAGUUGGUAGCCUAUGUGAAAGAAACUUGGCAGUUUGGAAACUGGACCUUCUGGUUUGCUGCCUUUUCCUGUCUUUCCCUAAUGAAACACGUGGUUGGAUGAACGACACACCCAGUCUCACUCCAUCCCAGCUUUAUUCAGACCAUCUCCUCUUGAGAGAAUUAAAACAAAUGUAAUAAACCCUGCCUAUGCUAUAGAACCUGGUCAGACAGAGAGCUCAUUGCACAUGGGUUAUACUGCCCUGGAAAUAAAGAGUAAAAUGCUGGCAUUGGAGAAAGCAGAUAUGUGUAUCUAUAAUCCUUUGUUUGGAUCUGACCUUCAGUAUACCAAUAGGGUUGACAAGGUGGUAAUAAAUCCAUACUUUGGCCUUGGAGCCCCAGACUAUUCAAAGAUUCAGAUUCCUAAAAGAGAAAAGUGGCAACGUAGCAUGAGCAGUGUCACAGAGGACAAGGAACACCAGUGGGUAGAUGAUUUCCCUCUUCACCGCAGUGCUUGUGAAGGAGACUCUGAUUUACUAAGCCACCUUCUGGAUAAAAAGUUUUCUGUUAAUCAGUUGGAUAGUGACCACUGGGCACCAAUCCAUUAUGCAUGCUGGUAUGGAAAAGUUGAAGCCACUCGAAUGCUGCUGGAGAAAGGGAAAUGCAAUCCAAAUCUUUUGAAUGGUCAACUUAGCUCUCCUCUUCAUUUUGCUGCUGGAGGUGGGCAUGCUGAAAUAGUACAAAUUCUACUAAACCAUCCUGAAAUUGACAGACACAUUACUGAUCAACAGGGAAGAUCUCCGCUGAAUGUCUGUGAAGAGAACAAACAAAAUGAGUGGGAAGAAGCUGCAAAACUACUGAAGGAAGCCAUAAAUAAACCUUAUGAAAAGGCACGGAUUUAUCGUAUGGACGGGUCAUACCGCUCAGUGGAGCUGAAACACGGAAACAACACAACUGUCCAGCAGAUCAUGGAGGGCAUGCGCCUGUCUCAAGAAACUCAGCAGUACUUCACUAUCUGGAUCUGUUCUGAGAACCUCAGUCUCCAGCUGAAGCCAUAUCACAAGCCUUUGCAGCAUAUUCGAGACUGGCCUGAAAUAUUCACUGAACUGACAAACUUGGAUCCUCAAAGGGAAACUUCACAGCUUUUCCUGAGAAGGGAUGUGAGACUUCCACUGGAAAUAGAAAAAAAGAUUGAGGAUCCCUUGGCUAUUCUUAUACUUUUUGAUGAGGCCAGAUAUAAUUUACUGAAAGGUUUUUAUACAUCACCUGAUGCAAAGCUGAUUACACUGGCAAGUCUUCUUCUACAAAUAGUCUAUGGAAAUUAUGAGAGCAAGAAACAUAAACAGGGCUUUCUAAAUGAAGAAAAUCUUAAAUCUAUCGUACCAAUAACUAAACUAAAAAGCAAAGCUCCUCAUUGGACAAACAGGAUACUUCAUGAAUACAAGAAUCUCAGCACCAGUGAAGGUGUCAGUAAGGAGAUGCAUCACCUUCAGCGCAUGUUCUUGCAGAAUUGCUGGGAAAUUCCUACUUAUGGAGCAGCUUUUUUCACAGGACAGAUAUUCACCAAAGCAAGUUCAAGUAGCCAUAAAGUCAUCAAAGUGUAUGUAGGAGUAAACGUAAAAGGGCUGCACCUCCUCAACAUGGAAACAAAGGCUUUACUCCUCAGCCUAAAGUACGGUUGCUUUAUGUGGCAGUUGGGAGAUGGAGAUACGUGUUUUCAAAUCCACAGUCUGGAAAACAAAAUGAGCUUUAUUGUACAUACCAAGCAGGCAGGACUCGUUGUAAAACUCCUGAUGAAAUUAAAUGGCCAGCUAAUGCCAACUGAAAGAAACGAGUGAUGGAAAUGAACAAUAGUUAUGAGAUGGCAUCUGAUGGCUGAGCAAAAAACAACUUGUUCCUCCUCGUAACAGGACUUCCAUGUAUAUGAAUUUUACACAAUAGAAAAGUCAAUUUGUACAGUUUUUUUAACUUUGUACAGAAGCUGCAUGGUUUAUUUUUUUAAAAAAAACUAUACAACAUAUCUAUUAUUUUUAUAAGUAUUUUUGUGUUUCAUAUAUUAACUAUUGUAGGGCUUGAGCUUAACCAAUAAAGCUGAUGAAAUCUAAAUGGUUUACCGAGUUCGACGAGCAUGAAUCCAGUAAAGCUGUUGUUCCCAGAGAAAUAUGGGACUACCAGUGCCAUUAAGCAAGUCUCAGUUAACCUAUUUACCUUUCGUGUCAUUGGUGGAACAUCAAGGAGGUGGUAUAUGUUGCAGUAUUUUGUAGACACCCUGUAUUUUUAAGAUACUAUUGAUAAAUAUGCUUAAAAGACCAGUUAGACCUUUGAGCAACUACUUUUGAUAAACUCUUGUUUUUUAUUUGGUUUCUGACAAACAUUUUAGCUUGCUUUAUUUUUACUCUUAACUUUCUCAUACUUUGUAUUCAUAUUUAUUCUAAAGUACUGCAUGAGGAUGCCAAAAGGGAAAUACUUUAAAUCAUUCAGAAGCCAUAUUGAAUGUUUAGCAUGCUUGUUUUGUAAAAUGAAUUUUUACUUUUGCUGUGCAAUAUAAAGUGUAUGUAUGGAGGAGAGGGAGACAGGGAUUUACAGAUGAACCUUACUCAGAGGACUUCAGAAAGUUUUAAAAAUCCUACCCUGGAUUGCAACACAUAUGCAGUAACAAAAGCUCAUACAGGAGGUACUAAGUUAUUUCUCUUAAAUUAAUUUUCUUACUGAUCAAUUCAGUUUCUUCAGGCUAAAAGCAGUGCAGGAUGAAGGAAUGAAGAUGACAAGGACAUCAGAAACAGUUUGUAAGCAUUCUGCCUGCUCUUUGUAGAGUCAGGGUUGGGGCUCCACAAGUUGGGUCCCAAGUAUAAGGUGGGAUUCUAUGCAGUCUGAAACAUAUCCUUGUACAUUAAAAUAGAAUCUGUAACACAAAUCUUUGAAGUUUCUGGUUGUAUUUCAGGGUUUUAAGUGCACUUGACUAUUUCUUCCGUGUAAACUGCAUGCUAGAACAGUGUGCAAUAUUUUGUAAAAAAAAAAGCUUUUAUAAAAAAAUAAAAAUUAGCACUUGCCUCUAAGUUUUCAAAUAAAAGCUAAAAUGAAUGUGAAGAACUGUGCUGUUGUAUAGUAACUUUACUCAUACCUUACUAGUAACUGCAGUUUGAGAAAUUAAAGUAGUAAGCUGUUAAAAACAUGAACAGGAGACUUGUAUUUUGUAUUCUUCUUAGCAAGCUGUAAUUUUCUACUUAAACUUCACAGGCCUAAAUAACAGUAAAUUUUCAUGGAUUUGUUAUGCUUUAUUUAAGGUAAAUAAUGCAACAGUCAGCUCCAUCAUCGUGCAUCCCUGCUAUCACUUGGCACUGGUAUCAGAAAUCCAUUUCUCUACCUAGCACUUUCUUAGAAAACUAGAGGAAAAUGUUAGGAAGGUGUGUCAGUUGCCUAUACAACUAUACUAUCAAUAUGCCUUAUUGCUGUAUAGUCCUUUCUGCUAAAUUCUUAUUUAUUACUACCUAAUAAAUUGUUUGAAACAAGUCA